Molecule: messenger RNA, 3197 nt
Organism: Paramecium pentaurelia
Lineage: Eukaryota; Ciliophora; Oligohymenophorea; Peniculida; Parameciidae
Source: the annotation of a GenBank genome assembly
AUGGAAAAAGAAACUUCUUCUGUUAAUACAUCACAUUAACAAUAAUAAUAACAAUAAAAUAAGGAAGAGAGUAAAUUAAAAAGUCUAUUGUAGGGUAGCUAUGAUUACAUUCAUAGAGAGACAGGUAAAAUGAUUUAGAAAGUAAAUUCGAUAUAAAUAUUUCGAUUAGAAACUUUAUAAGCGAGCAUUCUAGCUUUUAGAAAAGUUUUAUCAUUAAAGAAAAGAUCUUGAAUUAGGAGAAAUGGUUAUGUUGAAUCGUAGAAUAAUUAAUUGCAUUAAUAAAAUACUAAAAUAAGGAUUACUCAAACCUGAUAUUGAAUAAGACAGACCAGAGAUUAUGCUCCAUAUAUUCCAUAGAGGAAGUUAAGCUAUAUUUGAAUUAUACAAAUACAUUAAUCUGUAUAUUUAAAAAGUAAUACCAAAUGAAAUGAAAGGAAUUGUGUAAGCCUAUUAAAUAAGAAUAUUAGUUUGGAGGAUGUAUCUCAUUUAACAAGUUCUGAUGAGGAAGACGAAUAAAGAAUUAAAGAACAUGAAGUUACAGUACUAUUUUACAAAAUUAAUGAAUAUGGUUUACCAAAAAAAGAGAAAAGUAAAAAAUAAGUUAAGGAAUUGAAUCCUUAUGAAUAAGAGAUUUCAGAAUCUAGUAGAAUUGCAAAUAUGGUUGUCAAAACUGUGAAACCUUUGAAUAUUUAAUUUGAGUUAGAUCAGUACUUUUAUAAUUUAAUUGAACUUCAAUUAAUGGCUAAUCUAAUAUUUAAGAAAGCCAAUAAACCAAAGGUGGCUUAUUACUAUUUGGUGGAAGCUUAAAGAAUUGCUAAAUAAAUAUUAGAUACUCCAAAUCCUAAUUUAGUAAAUGCAUGUGCUAGAGUCAAGAUAUAUUUUGCAAAUUAUUUAUAUGAAAUAAGUGAAUAUAAGGAAUCACUUAGAAAUGCUGAGGAAGCAAUUGUAAUUUUAUGUGGAGAGAUGAGAAUAAGAAUUAAUUAAGAAAAAUUUGUAUAGAAGAAAAAUAAAUAGAGGUAUAUAUAAGUGUUACUUAUACCUAAAUAGGGAGAGACGAAGAAUGAAAAGAUGUGUGAUAACAACAUUAUCAGCAUUAAUUACAAUGAUGUGUAGUUAUGAAGCAGAAAAUAAUUAUCAUAGGAUUGUUGAAACUUUAACUACAGCCAGUUGGUUGGCUGAGAAAUAUAUAUAAGGAAUUGAUGAAUUUAAAAAACAUAUAGUUAAAUUGGCUAGUGAAGGUAAACAUAGAUUGGAAUAAAAUCUAAAGGAUUUAGCAGAUUUAAGUUAUAUUGCUGAAUCAAUAUUGGAUUAAGAAUUACAUAAGAUUAGAAAGACUUAAAGAGAUUAAAGAGAACAAUCAGAAUCUGAUUAUUUAAAAAAAUUCAAUAGUGAUAUGUUCAAUCUAUUUUAAGUUAAGUCAUUGAAUGAAUAGUUAUAUUUUAAAACAUAAGUAAGAGAAGAAUAAAAAAAAAAAUAAUAAUUUGAUAAUAAAAUUAUUGAAUAAUCAUAACCUCAUGGAACUGAUGCUUCAAUUAAUAUAUUUGAUAGUGAUUCAAAUAGUAAAGAUAGUUUUUUUGAAGGUAGUUUCUUUGCACCAUCUAUUGAUAAUUUAUAAUUUGAUUCAAAAUUAUUUGAAGAAAAAAGACCAUAAUCAGUUACUAGAAGACCAAUUAAUAGAAAAAUAUUUAAACCAAACAGAUAAAAAGGUAAAUCUGUAGGUUUAAUUAAAAUUGGAUUAGAAAGACCAUAAGAUUAUAAAUCAAGGAUAUUGACUACUACUCAAUAUUUUAAUGAAUAUUAGAAACCAAAAGUAUAAGAAGAGAAGAAUGUAAGUAAUACAGGAGCUUUAUUAAAAAGACAAUUAGAAAAUUUAGAAUAUAGAGAACAUCCAGAUAGAGAUGAACAUCACAAAUAAGAUUUGGAUGUAUAUGUUAAUAAAAUGGUUAAUGGAAAAAUUCAAUCUAAUGAGAUUAGAGAUUAUAAUGAGUAAAAUAAUUGUAUAUUUUAGUAUAUUAGGAUAGUUAUUCAGUUUAAGAAAGAAAGAGGAUUUUGAUAAAAAAGAAUUUCAAUUUGGAAGAAGAAUGUUAAAUCUUAAAGCUAAAGAAGAGAUUAUGUUUUAUAAAGAAUCUUUUAAGACUCCUCCUGUAAAAGUUGAGAUAGAUACAAAAGUUAAAGAUCAAGCACAUAUCAUAGAUGGUAAAAUAACUGCUGAGAAAGAAUUAAAGGACUUAAAAAGAAGAAAGAUAGAUAAAAUGGUUGCUGGUAAAAAAAUAGUUCAAACUAAUGUGAAUAUUGAUUUAAAGGAUCCAGAAGAAACUAAUUAUUUAAAAAAAGUAUUAGAGAAAAGUAAAAAGAAGAAACUAAAAGAUUUAAUAUAUAAACAUAGAGAAUCAUUAGGAUUAGCUAAAUUCUUUGCCAAUUAGUUAAGAGAAAUGAGAGAAAAGGAAAGAAUUUUAAAACUUAAAUCAGCUUUGGAAAGAGAAAUAUCAGUAGAUGUGGCAGAUAAUCAAAGCCAAUAAUAAUAAUAAAUAAAAUAAAAAAAGAAUGUUAAAAUAGUUGUACAAUAAAUAGAUAAAUAAUAAUAAACAUAAUAAGUUUCUUUAUAACCUUCUUAGUUACAACAAUCUCAAGCUGGAACAGAAGAUCCUAAAAUUUAAGGAUAAAUAUCCUUAAUUUAAUAGAAAUCAAAUUCAUAAACAACAUUACCUAAAACUAUACUAAAAAGACCUAAAGAAAUUUCAAGUGUAAAAGAAAGUCCUUAAGAAAGUUAAACUUUGAUUUCUAUGGAUGUUUAAGGAACUGAUUUGAUUUUAAGGUAAGAAAAAUUAUAGAAAGCAAAAAGAGUUGUAAAAGAUCAGAUUGAUAAAUAAUAGAAAAAGUCUCAUUAAGUUAUUGGAAUGAUAAUAGAUGCAGUUGAAAGGAAAAUGGAUAUUGAAAAUAAAGAAUUGAAAAAAAUGCUUUUUAAAUAGAAAGGAGGAUCAAAAUAAUAUGUUGAUGAUGAUGAAAGAACUUAUUUAAAAUUUAUGCCAAAAUUUGCAGAUAUGAGUAGAUCAACAUAUUUAAUGUAUAUAAAAAAAGAAUUAGCAGAUAAAUAAAUUAUUACUUUAGAAGAUGUUGUUAGAGCUAAUAUGAAUAGAAAAAACUAAUUAGCAGAUAUGGCAGCAUAAAUGUUUAAAGAUAUUGGAUAGCAUAGUUGA